AAAAAGAUCAUGAGUAAUGAUCAUGAAAAAAUUACUUUGAUGGAACAUGUGGUUUUCCAGCCUAAAAGGUUUUCAUGGGUGACUGAGGUGGACAUACCUAGUCUAGAGGACAAGGAAUACAUUUGCAAAAGUUACCAGAGCACUAUGGACUUGUCAAAGGAACUCCAGUAUGAAGUCCAGUCUCCCAUUCCAGUGGAAAGGCAGAUCAGUUCAUCAAACUUACAGUGUGAGGGAGUGGGAGUCAAGAAUGCAGAGAAGCAGAAUGCAGCAGAAAAUGCAAAGGGUGCAAAUCCAGCUGAACUGCGAAAAUUAUCCGAGAGAAGAGACCCACCGCUAAAACCUCCUCGGAAGUCAAAGCUCUCUGUGCAACCGUCACACAAGCUUCCAAGGGACCCAGAUGUCAUAGCCAUAUCUUCGCCAACCCUCCCGAACACUCCAGCUCGUAUCAUUAUGACUCCACCAGACACGCCCUCAGUAACAGAAGCUGGUCAGAGAAUGUCGACAUUUGGUCACAAUUCCAGCUUUUCCAGACCACGUGGACAUACCAGGAGUAAGUCAGAGAGUGUGAAAAUGGACAUACCAACUACAAGGGAAACUAGUGAUCAAGCAUUGAAAAUGGAAAAACUGAAUUCAAAGCAAGACAGACGAUCAAAGUCAAUCACAAAUCCAUUACUGAUUCCAAGCUCAAUCCGACCAAAAACUCCAACCCCGCCAAGAUCUCCUGUUGGAUACGUAGAAAGGGACCAGCAAAUGCGUGAUAAGUCUACAAGUCACCUGAAGCUGGACAACAUCAAAGAGGGAAUAGGCAGAAGUAAAGAGGAACUGAGGAUGGUGCUUGAUUCUCCUCAGCCAGACUCCCUCCUCCUGCGUAAUGCAAACACAGGCAGGGGAAAGAAGUAUUUAGAGUUGGACUAUAACCAGCCUAAAAGAAAGAGUGAAGGAAAUUUGUUAGAUGGAAACAUUAGUCCAGUUGCAAAAGAUCAGUAUGACCAAAUUGUGAAAGAACUUGCUUCCAGCAUGUGUAGAGUUCGAUUAAAUGACAACAGUUGCAAAAGUAGAGAUAAUAUUUCUCAGAAUAUAGAUGCCAGUAGCAACCAGCUAAGAGAAGAUGUGUCUUUAAAAGUUCAUGCGGUAGAGGAAGGAGAUAACAACAAACCUCAUUCAUGUUUUUCUGCAAAAUCUCAGGUAAGGAAGUCCAUGUUCAUAAGUCAUGAUGAAGAGGACUCCAUACUAGAGGAUAAGCCACUCACGAGUGAGAGUGGUGAGGCGAGUGCCCGUGCAUUUGGCACUGAUGACGACACCCCUGGCCAGGGUGCCAGACGAUUCUUCCCACCGUCCCCCCGUUGCUUAAGUCCAGAUAAUGGCUCUGGGACACACUCAGACAGGGAGGAAUCCACAUUUAGUGAUGAUACAGAGGGAUCGACGUCUACCCUUCCUUGUCUGGGGAUUGGAAGUGAUCACUACAAGGAAUUGAAGAGAUCUCUUGACUCUGAGAAGUGGCUCGCAACUAACAAUGAUGAUGGAAAGAUUUAUUACUAUGAGGAGAGUGGCAGUAAGAGUCAGUGGAAACUACCUGAGCUUGAUUCCUUUGAUGAGUUUGAUAUAAGGGAUGGCCAACAGACUUCAACUCUGGAGAGCCAGAGGGUGUCCUUAGUUACUGAAAACUUGGCUGAGCUAAGUAAGAACAUUGUCAAAGAAGGAUUCAUGCAGAGAACGUUCAUUUUGAAAGAGGGAAAGAAGGUGCGCAAAAAUUGGACCUCCUCUUAUGCUCGUUACAUUGUCAGUUCUUUCAAUUCUGGAUCACAAGGACUUAUACACUUUUCUAAGACGAAGGAUGAUGACAAGAAAGCUGAAAUAUUUGAUUUCAUUCCACCAUGUUCCCUUGACCUUUCCAAUGACAAGAAAACAAGUAGGCAGCAAGUCAUUGCUUUACGCAAUGGCCAAGACACAGAAGUACUACUUCAGUUUGAAGAUCGAGACAUUGAGAAUGAAUGGCACAAAGUUCUGGUUGAUCAUGAUGGAAUGCAGCAGAAUAUGGCUUCAGUGGCAGAGAAGGAGGAGAAGAAAGGGAAGAAAGGCUCAGAGAAGAUGAAACGGGCAGCCAGUAUUGAACAACUCGCUCCGGACAGCAAGGGCAUCACUGAUAAGUUGCUGAACUUCAUCAAAAGACGACCCCUGAAGGAAACUCUGGAAAAGAAGGGGAUUUAUAAAGAGGCUGUUUUUGGCAGCACGUUGUCAGAGUUACACGUACAAGACAAGACCACGAUACCAAUAUUUGUUCUCCAGUGCAUUAAUCACAUAGAAAAGUCUGUUGAGAAUCUCCGUGCUGAUGGCCUGUAUAGGAUAUCCGGUAACGCUGCUCAGAUCCAGAAAAUUCGAUAUGAGGUGGCACAAAGGAACUAUACCAUCUUGAGCAGGGAGAAGGAAGUACACAACCUGUCGGGGGCUCUCAAACUCUUCUUCCGGGAGCUCAAGGAACCCCUCAUUCCCUUUGCCAACUACCAGGACUUCAUUCAAGCAACAGGCUCUGAGUACCGAAAAAAGAAUCAGCAGGUUGAAAAGUUAACGAAAGCAGUGCGGCAGCUUCCUUUGGAAAACUAUGAUACCAUGAAAGUCUUGUUGCAGCAUUUGUUAAGAGUGAGCGAAUAUGAAAGCGAGAAUCGGAUGAGUAUAUCAAACUUGGCCAUCGUGUUUGGUCCAUGCCUACUCUGGCCGAGAAUCACCAAUGCUCAAGACCUCAUGACGGAUGUGAUGCUUCAUAAUCGCGUUAUCGAAGGACUUUUAUUAGAUUACCAAAAGAUAUUUUCUUCCAAAAGAUGAGAAAGGAAGUGGAGAAGCCAUGAAUCACUCUUAGGUGCUAUUUUCUCCCUGUUGUUUUCUGCUCUUGCCCUCCGAACCCUUGGCUUUUGACUGGGAUUACUAAAUUGUUGUAGUGUACCCUGGAAUCAGAAUACGUGCAUUUUCAUCCACACACUAAAAGGAAUGCGAUGUGUGACAAAUCCAUUUAAAAAGACAACUGUACUCUAUGAUAUUCUUAG
Messenger RNA from Penaeus chinensis, 3038 nucleotides. Its product is annotated as rho GTPase-activating protein 27-like. The transcript has 12 exons. Gene Ontology annotation, cellular component: cytoplasm. NCBI's taxonomy places the organism in Eukaryota, Metazoa, Arthropoda, Malacostraca, Decapoda, Penaeidae. Gene Ontology annotation, molecular function: protein binding. Bases 10 to 2820 code for a protein of 936 amino acids. The record is from RefSeq and is a predicted model, not a curated record. Gene Ontology annotation, biological process: regulation of GTPase activity; signal transduction.